UGCGUGUGUGCGCGCAUGCGCAAUCCCGUCCCUCCUGCAGGAUGAUGAUGAUGUAAUGAACAGAACCAGCGCUUUAUGGCAGUUUUACACUUUAAUCCGGAUCAGUUUACAAACUCAGAUUUCUUUCUUUAUGAACUAAUCCGGAUCGAAUCUUUCUUCUGUCUGUACUAUGUUUAAGAGGAUGGCUGAAUUUGGUCCGGAUUCUGGAGGCCGUGUAAAGGGCGUGACCAUUGUGAAGCCCAUCGUGUUCGGUAAUGUUGCUCGGUACUUUGGUAAGAAGCGUGAAGAAGAUGGACACACACACCAGUGGACUGUUUAUGUUAAACCUUACAGAAAUGAGGACAUGUCCGCUUACGUCAAGAAGAUCCAGUUUAAACUACAUGAGAGUUACGGAAAUCCUUUGAGAGUGGUGACAAAGCCACCAUAUGAGAUCACAGAAACCGGAUGGGGAGAAUUCGAGAUCAUUAUAAAGAUCUUCUUCAUUGAUCCCAAUGAGAGACCUGUCACUCUGUAUCACCUGCUCAAGCUGUUCCAGUCCGACUCCAGUGCCAUGCCCAAGAAGACCGUCGUCUCUGAGUUCUACGAUGAGAUGAUCUUCCAGGAUCCAACAGCAAUGAUGCAGCAGCUAUUAAACACCACGAGGCAGCUCACGCUCGGGGCCUACAAACAUGAGACAGAGUUUGCAGAGUUGGAGUUGCGUACUCGGGAGAAACUGGAGGCGGCGAAGAAGAAGACAAGUAUGGAAAUUACUGAGCUGAAGGAAAAGCUAAAGGCCUCCAGAGAGAACAUCAACUUCCUGAAGGAGGAGAUCCGCAAACUGGAGGAGGAGGACCAGCUGAAGGAGCACUAAAGAGAACCACACACACACACACACACACACGCACACACACGCACACACCCACCCCUCGGGUGACACUAUGUGGACCUCUUCACCUUGGUGGACUUCAUGAACUUGCAUUUUAAAGUUUGAAUGCUUCUACACUGGAUGUAUGAACUGUUAAUGUUUGUGUAAACAGUGAGAACAUCUCCCUCAUGUGGAGAACGGAACAUGAAGCUCGUUUGUGUUGUACUGCAGAUCUGCCUUUCUGUAGGAGCUCCGAACUUUAGCACUGCAGGACCAUCAAAAAUUAUAGAUGACUUCUACUUUAUCCUACAGAUUAAGCCACUGAAUCUGGAAUGAUUGACAGUUGUAGCUGAAGCCCCGCCCCUUCCUGCAUCUCCUUGGACAGACAGAUGUGUUCCUGCGGCUCGUCGUUCUCUCUCUGAGCAAAUGGAGAGAGUUCAUUAAAGUUUGUUCAGUUAACUAAGCUUACAGACCUGUAACUAACACCAGUUCAGCUUAUUUAUUACAAAUGCAUGAAAAUUACAUCCAAAAAUGGUCAAAAGGUUUAAAACUAUUCCUGAAAGGUGGCAGAUCAAACGGUCGGCAAAGAACUUUAAAAGUGAUGAUAAUUAUAUCUCAUUUAUCUGGAAAUAUUUCACUGAAUCUCUGAGGAACUUUAAACAGGAGAUUUGUAAAUGAACUGUGUGUUAAAUCUCUCAUUAUGUGUUUUUAUUUACACACACGCACACACACACACACACCCUCUCGCUCCUGUGGACUGUCUGUCGUUCCUCCUGGUGCUCUUUUGCUCUGAGCUUCUUUUUUCUGUCUUGGUAUAAAAACCUGCUGGUUUUGCAUCAUUAGACGUGUAUUUACAGUGUGUGUUUACUGUAAAUGUGAUGUUUAAUAAUUAACUCCUGUACAGAUUUAUCUCUUAGUAGUUCUUGGUCCUGUAUAAAUAUAUUAGUGUGUGGCUUCAGUUUAUAAUGUCAUUAAAUUAUAGUCAGAGGAAACUCAUUUAAGGUAAUUGUCUGGUUCGCCACCAGAUGGCGGUGUGACACCACUGAAAUACACAGAGUUGAGCGUAAGGAUCUGUAUCUUCUGGAGGAACUACAGUGGAUGAGAUUGUGGAUUUUUGUUAUGAGGUAGAGCUGAUAACUGAUUCAUUUAUUUUGAGAAUGAAAUGUGAAGUAAAUGAAGAUUAAAAAAAAGUAACUGCA
Molecule: messenger RNA, 2043 nt
Organism: Tachysurus fulvidraco (yellow catfish)
Lineage: Eukaryota; Metazoa; Chordata; Actinopteri; Siluriformes; Bagridae
Gene: yeats4
Product: YEATS domain containing 4
Exons: 7
Coding region: 170-850 (226 amino acids)
Biological process (GO): regulation of DNA-templated transcription
Source: RefSeq, a predicted model, not a curated record